Molecule: messenger RNA, 1578 nt
Organism: Penicillium chermesinum
Lineage: Eukaryota; Fungi; Ascomycota; Eurotiomycetes; Eurotiales; Aspergillaceae
Product: protein translocase subunit TIM50
Exons: 3
Coding region: 1-1578 (525 amino acids)
Molecular function (GO): phosphoprotein phosphatase activity
Source: RefSeq, a predicted model, not a curated record
AUGCUCAGCCGCGCAGUACUGCCUCUAGCGAGGCCCAACGUCUUUGCCUCCGCCUCUGCCGUCAGAGUUUCGGCGCUGGCCGCCCAACGGCCGCGAUGGUACGCGAAGGCCAAGGGCAAGAAGUAUGAUCCCAAACCUGGUUCUACUAUCAAGCAACGUGUACCUCCAGCACAAUCUCAAGGGUCCCAGGAAAGCCAGCAUGCGAAAGAACAGCCCGAGUUUGAGACUGCGGCUCAACCCGAAGCUGCGUCUUCUUCGCCUGAAGCCGAAAUUAAUGAAACCCCCUCAAAGCCGCUUCCUGAUUUGACCCAGGGUAUUCCUUCCACACUUGCCGCCGAGCUCGAAGGACGCCAUAGGAAGACCGGAGGUCUGAAUCUUACAGAAGACCCAACCCAAUCCGAAGAGUAUAGCGAGACAGAUGGCCGGGGUGGUGGUGACUACCCCAAGGGCGGGUACGAGACUUCUCUUGACCGUCGCAAGGCUCGCAUGGCCAACAUCAUGUACGCCGUGAUGUUAGCCACCGGUAUCGCAGGAGCGGGCUACUUGGGACGCAACUGGGAAUCGGAGGAAGAGGCGCGCCUGCACCCGCAAGCCCCAUCUGGCUGGGGUAUUGGCUUAUGGUAUGCCCGUGUCAAAGCACGUCUUGAUGGCCUCACUAGCUACUACAAGGACCCUACUUUCGAGAAGCUGCUUCCUGAUGAGGACCCUUCUCAGCGUCAACCCUACACGCUGGUACUCAGUUUGGAGGAUCUCCUCGUCUUCAGCAAAUGGGACCGUGAGCACGGAUGGCGUGUGGCCAAGCGUCCUGGUCUCGACUACUUCCUGCGCUACCUCAACCAGUACUACGAGCUUGUUCUUUUCACCAGCGUCCCUAGUAUGAUGGCUGAUCAGGUUCUCCGCAAGCUUGACCCUUACCGUAUCAUCCGUUGGCCCCUGUUCCGUGAGGCUACCCGCUACAAGGAUGGCGAGUAUAUCAAGGAUCUGUCAUACCUCAACCGUGACCUGUCCAAGGUUAUUCUCAUUGACACCAAGGAGGAGCAUGCCCGCCUACAACCCGAGAACGCCAUUAUCCUGAACAAGUGGGAAGGAAACCCCGGGGACAAGACGCUGGUCGGACUCAUCCCGUUCUUGGAGUACGUUGCCGGCAUGGGUGUUGAGGAUGUCCGCCCACUCCUGAAGUCAUUUGAUAGCUCCAAGGGCAACGAUAUUCCUGCCAAGUUUGCCGAGCGAGAAAAGGCCUUGCGCGAGCGCUUCAAUAAGAUGAUGGAAGAGGAGAAAAAGAAGAAGCCUGCCUUCACCAUGGGCAGCGUGAUCUCGGCCUUAGGCUUGAAGACUAGCGACUCUGGCGCUGGCUCAACCGAGGGCAAGAUGCCAUGGGAUCUUCUCCGCGAGCAAGGCCAGAAGAAUUACGAGCUCAUUGAGCAGCAGAUCCGUGAGAACGGAGAGACCUGGCUCAAGGAGAUGGCCGAAGAGGAGGAGAAGGCUCGCCAGGAGCAGAUGAAGAGCAUGAAGGGCUCUUUCACUGGCAUGUUCGGUGCUCGCAGCGAGAAGGAUAAACUUGGUUGCUAUCUACUGUGA